GUAUAGAGUUUUGGGGAGUGCAUAUAAUCAACAUAUUAUCCAAGGUGCUUAGAUAUUGAUCCUGUAUUUCGAGGUAGUUCAAAUUCACCUCUGCUGGUCAUUCCGGGUCUGACCUUAAUUUUUUUUUAUUUCCCCGAGCUUGGUGGAGAAUAAUUCACGCGUAAAAAUGCCGAAGAGAAAGUCCCCCGAGGGUCCUGAGGGAAAGGAGGCCUCCAAAGUCACAAAACAGGAGCCAACCAGAAGGUCAGAGAGAUUGUCGGCGAAACCUGCUCCACCCAAGCCCGAGGCCGCCAAGCCCAAGAAGCCCAUCGUCAAGGUGGCUGAUGAUAAGGGGGCAAAGGCAAAGAAAGGCGGCGCCAAGGGGAAGAAGGACGACGGUCCUGCCCAGAACGGAGAGACCAAGACCAAUGAGAUCUAUGUGUCUCGUCCGUCUGUCAGCGUGUCCUCCAUCCGAAGCAUGGCUCCCUCCAUGAUGUCAGUGAGAGGGCAGAGUGUGACAGUCAGAGUUAAGGGAAACUGAAGCAGCGGAGGAGGCGACUGAGGAGAAGGCGUAAAGACUCGGGCGUGACUCGUCCCCUCUGACUCCAUGGCAGCAAAAGCAUCUUUUUUUACUGACGAUUUUUGUACCAUGCUGAAUUUUUUUUAGACUUGUGAUAGUAGAGACGGACAACCAGCAGCCCCCCCCAUCCAUACCUCCACACUCCUUCCACCCCUCGUUUUUUGCUCCCAUCUCCUCCCUCCUCCAUUUCUGUAUACAGUGAAUCCUCUUAGAAGCAGAAAAGGCCGAAUGAAGCGGUUCCAUCAGAAGGUUGCAGAUGUUCUUUGUUUUGCCUGAAGGGGGCCGUAAACGUGACUGUUAUGAUCUUUAAACCAGCUCUGCCUUUGUUUCUAGAUAUUCUCCAUAAAAGAUGAUCGUUAUUAUUGGCCUUGUAAUGAGGACACGUUCCAAUUUUACCCCCCUAACGGUUAAGGUGAAGGUUUGUGGGCAAAAGUUUGGACGCAGAGCUACGAGAAUCCGGUUCCACAGUCGCCCUGGGGAACAUCUGCAGCUUUUAAAAAAUCUUUGUUGUUAGAAUCACCCACCACUGUGUUCCACAUAGCUCCUUUUGUACGUGUGUGCCGGAGUGAAUGUGUUUGUGGGUCUCUGUGUUUGACUUUGUUUCCCCCACUUCUUUCUUUUUCUUUUUUCUUUCCCCUCCCCUCCUGAUCGCCUUGUCCUGCAGCAGAGUGACAUAGCAAUAAUGAGUGGUGCUUCUGUUCUAGACGGCUCUAUUGGCUUUGGACCCUCUGGGCUUCUCUGAGUUUCAUCCUGUUGGGAGAAUAUUUUGAAAUAAAAGAAAAAGUUGAUGUCA
This is a messenger RNA of Amphiprion ocellaris (clown anemonefish), 1352 nucleotides long. It is a transcript of the gene hmgn3, whose product is annotated as high mobility group nucleosomal binding domain 3. Gene Ontology annotation, molecular function: nucleosomal DNA binding. The coding region runs from base 167 to 520 and encodes 117 amino acids. The transcript is spliced from 7 exons. The record is from RefSeq and is a predicted model, not a curated record. Gene Ontology annotation, biological process: chromatin organization. NCBI's taxonomy places the organism in Eukaryota, Metazoa, Chordata, Actinopteri, Pomacentridae. Gene Ontology annotation, cellular component: chromatin; nucleus.